Molecule: messenger RNA, 510 nt
Organism: Serendipita indica DSM 11827
Lineage: Eukaryota; Fungi; Basidiomycota; Agaricomycetes; Sebacinales; Serendipitaceae
Source: the annotation of a GenBank genome assembly
AUGACUUCUCGCCUGCCAGACGAAACUUUUGUCGCAAUCUGUGGAUUUGGCAUCCUCAAUAGAGAUGACCUAGAAAACGUUAUGCUGGUGUCGAAGCGGUUUAAUCGCAUCGCAUGGAGCGAAGUCUGCCCAGACCUCUACAGCGAAAUCUCUAUCGAGAGUCCACGACUACUUCAUCGACUGCUUCGAUCAGUCAUACGGAACCCGUCUCUCGGUCCUUUGAUCAAACAAAUCAUCCUGGAUUGGUCAAAUGAAGAGGAUAGCCCGCAAGUUUGCGAAGGCAGUAUGGAGCUUUUAGAACAAGUAGAGGCCGCCAAAUUGCUUCUUCCACCAGUUGUAGCCGACCAUCCUACUGGCCAGUCAGCUCCCGCUGCACAGGCGCUGCUGCUUCUGGCACUCCUUCCAACGCUACGCCUAUUGGCGGGCACAUCUCUCCGUCCCUCGUCGUUUACCGAAGACCAGGAUAAGGGAAUACAGGUGAAGGCCGAAGGAGAUUCGUAUGACCCUUGA